Messenger RNA from Hemibagrus wyckioides, 2115 nucleotides. RefSeq names its product IQ motif containing G (gene drc9). The record is from RefSeq and is a predicted model, not a curated record. The transcript is spliced from 9 exons. Gene Ontology annotation, cellular component: cytoplasm; sperm flagellum. Lineage: Eukaryota; Metazoa; Chordata; Actinopteri; Siluriformes; Bagridae. Gene Ontology annotation, biological process: cilium organization; sperm axoneme assembly. Gene Ontology annotation, molecular function: protein binding. The coding region runs from base 836 to 1966 and encodes 376 amino acids.
AUAAAUAAACAAUAAAAUAACUUCAUUGAAUUUCUCUCGGAUUAAAUGGCGCGUGUCUAAACAUCAUUAAACUUUGCUCUAUUUAAUAUUAAUUUCCUUUAUAAAACUUCAUCAGUCAUUUCUAUAAGGAAUGUGUCAGAGGUGGAGUUACUGUGUCUGUGUUCAGGAAUAAUAAUAUAAUAAAUAAUAUUAAUAUUUCUAAUGAAUUAUUUAAAAAUAAAAUAACAAUCAAGUCAGCCCCCGUUGUUAUCGUUUAACACCUCCGCGUUCUCGCGCUACGUAACAGCGUGCGUACGUAAAAACGUGCUACCAUGGAAACUGAGAGACGCGUUGUGCUUUCCGGAAGUAGCUCGCUGAGGCUUUCUGCGUGUUGUGUGUAAAAAAGAAAAAGUAAAACGCGGUUGAUUGUUUAGUUUGAGGAGUGAGUAGAAGAGUGAGGAGUGUGUAGAAGAGUGAGGAGUGUGUAGAAGAGUGAGGAGUGUGUAGAAGAGUGAGGAGUGUGUAGAAGAGUGAGGAGUGUGUAGAAGAGUGAGGAGUGUGUAGAAGAGUGAGGAGUGAGUAGAAGAGUGAGGAGUGUGUAGAAGAGUGAGGAGUGUGUAGAAGAGUGAGGAGUGAGUGGAAGAGUGAGGAGUGAGUAGAAGAGUGAGGAGUGAGUGGAAGAGUGAGGAGUGAGUGGAAGAGUGAGGAGUGAGUAGAAGAGUGAGUAGAAGAGUGAGGAGUGUGUAGAAGAGUGAGGAGUGAGUGGAAGAGUGAGGAGUGUGUAGAAGAGUGAGGAGUGAGUGGAAGAGUGAGGAGUGAGUGGAAGAGUGAGGAGUGAGUAGAAGAGUGAGGAGUGAUGAUGAGUGUCACGCUGAGUGCGGUGUCUGUGCUGCGGGUGUGUGCAGUGCUGCGGGACUGCUCCGAUCAGCUCGCCGUGCUCGGGAACAUCAUGUCCGGGACUCUCGGAGACACGACCGCCGCCGGCGCUACGGUCAUCUCCGAGAACAUGAGGACGCUCCUGCAGGAGAACAGAGCAGCUCAGCUUCACCUGAAGGAGACUCGUGAAGGCCAGGCUGAGGACAGCACCGUGUCUCAGGCUGUACACCAGCUCCACAGGACACAGAGGGAACUGGAGCAGAUGAUGAUGAUGGGCUGUCCGAUCUCAUCUGAUUACAGCAACAAGGUGCAGAGUGACCGGAAGUUUGUGGCCCGUCUGAUCGGUGACCUUCUGAUGGAGCUGAAGGAGGAAGGAACCUUCUCCAGUCUGAUCCACACUGUGGAGGAGGAGAAGAGGAGUGAAGCUCAGCUGCAGGAGAUAAUCCACAGAGAGGAAGAGGAUCGUCUCCGGAUCAGAACCCUGCAGAAACAUCUGCUCGAGAUCCGCAGAGAGACGAAACUCCAGAUCCAGGAGCGUGACAAAAUGGCGGCUCACCUGGAGGAUCAGCUGCAGGAGCGGAAGAUGAAGAAAAGCCUGCAGGAGAAGUACAUGAAGAACAGCACGCAGCUGCUCGUCUAUCAGGGACAGAAGCUGAACAGCCACAUGGAGGGGCAGCUGGUGGCUGAGAUAGAGGUGCUGAAGAAGAAACUGAUGGAGGAGGAAAAGUCUCAUAAAGAGCUGGAGGCUUUCCUUAAAAACAAUCAGGAGAGUCUGGAGAAAAAGCUGGAGUACUGGAUGGAGCGCUAUGAUAAAGACACGGAGGACAAACAGCAGGAGCUGACCACUCUAAAGACCAACAAGUCCAACAACCUGGCACAGAUACACGACGGGGUCGGGAAGUACCAAGACUGUGAGCAGGUGAUAAAGGAGGACAGAUUGGAGAAGGACGAUCUGCGCAAACAGCUGGAGAACGAACAGCUACAGAGGAAAGCGGCUAUAAAGAUUCAGUCGUGUUGGAGAGGAACCAUGGUCAGGAAAGGACUCGGCCCCUUCAAAAAGGCCAAGAAACCCAAGCAGAAAAAGGAGAGCAAAAAAGGAAAGAAGAAGUGAAGUGACGGAGGAGAAAAAAAAUCAGACACGUAGCAGAAAUGGGAAACUUUAUUAAUUCAUUUUAUAAUAAAUCCAAAUGUUCAGAAAAUACUUUUAAUAUUUUACUAAUUUUAUAACAUUACAGUAAAAGCUUUAACGGGACAAAAAAA